AUGGCUCCCAAAAUAAGAAACGCUGUAGAUGAUACAGACUCUGGCUCUGAUUCUGAUAGUGGGUCUAGUGGGAGUCGUAGCAAAAGCCCUAGCCCGGCACCAUCUGGUAAAGAAGGUAGUAAAUCAAGGUCAGUGUCUCGCAGUCCACAGCGAUCAGGAAGUGAAUCUCCAAAGUCCAACAACUCUGUUCGCUCCAGAAAAUCUUCUAAUGCUUCCAAUGCUUCUCGCAGUAAAUCUAAUUCUCCAGCAGGUUCAAAUAGAUCUCGGUCAGGUUCUCCUCAGAGCAAUAAAUCUGGUUCUUCAAGCCCUAAAUCUCAAGCCUCAGGUAGCCCAAAAGAAAGAGCAUCUAAGUCACGGUCUAGAAGUGGCUCACGCAGGUCUAGAUCAGCAUCAGGCAGUGCAAGAUCUAGAUCCGGCAGUGCUAAUUCACAUUCUCCUAGCCCUAAAUCUGGGGCACAAAGCCCAAAAUCACGUUCACAGAGUCCCAAGUCCAGAUCACAAAGCCCAAAGUCGAGAUCACAAAGUCCUAAAUCUCGGUCACAGAGCCCAAAAACAAGAUCACAUUCAUCAAAAUCUGGAUCAAAUAGUCCAAAAUCGCAGAGCGCUAAAAGUCGCUCAAGAUCUGUUAGUGGUAGUCCAAAAAGUAGAAAGUCCAGAUCAAGAUCAGGAAGUGUGUCAUCUAGAUCCAAGAGUCCAGAAAAGGAGCAAGGUGGGGCAGAUAGUAGGUCGAACUCACCGAAUCUUAUGAUUGAUGAUGAGCAAGUUAAAGAAAAAUCCAGGAGUAGAUCUAGAUCGGGUUCAAGACAUUCGAGAUCGAGGUCUAAGAGCAAAUCGAAAUCUAAGAGUCGAUCCAGAUCACACUCGAAAAGCUCUAAUGCAUCUGAAGAAGAAGAUGGCGGUGGUAAAAAGAAACGCGCCGUUUUAUCUGAUUCUGAAAGUGACGCCGGUAGCCAAACUGUUUCAAAACGUAAAAAAGAAUCUGACAGCGGUUCUGAUACAAGCGGCAAACCCAAAAAGAAACUCAAGAAGGUUAUAGAUUCAGAUAACGAGAAUCAAGAGGAAGGGGAAGGAGACGCAGUGACAGCGGAUGCACUGUUCGGAGAUGCAUCAGAUAUUAGUACGGAAGAUGAAGGCGAAGGCAAAAAGUCAGGCAGAUCCAGAUCUGGAUCAAGGUCGAGAAGUCGUAGUGCAGCUAGGUCCGACGAUGAACGACGUUCUGGUGAUGAAGCGAGGGCUAGUGGUGACGAGGAAAACCGUGAAAAACCUGAAGAGGAAGAAGAGCAAGAGAUCCCUGAGACCCGUAUCGAUGUCGACAUGCCGAAGAUUUGGACAGAAUUGGGCAAAGAGCUACAUUUCGUUAAGUUGCCUAACUUCUUGUCAGUUGAAACUAGACCUUAUGAUCCCAAUACUUAUGAAGAUGAGAUUGAUGAGGAAGAAACUUUGGAUGAGGAAGGUCGAGCAAGAUUAAAGUUAAAAGUGGAGAAUACGAUACGGUGGCGCACCGUAUUCGACAAGGAAGGCAACGCACUAAAGGAGUCAAACGCACGCAUGGUUAAGUGGUCUGAUGGCAGUAUGUCGCUGCAUCUUGGGUCUGAGAUAUUCGACGUUUACAAACAACCGUUACAUGGAGACCACAAUCAUCUCUUCGUUCGGCAAGGAACAGGUCUGCAAGGGCAAGCUGUGUUCCGUACCAAGUUGUCCUUCCGACCACAUUCUACUGAAUCAUUCACACACAGAAAGAUGACUCUAUCGUUGGCAGACCGUUCCACCAAGACUUCAGCUAUUAAAAUCCUGUCGCAAGUGGGUGCUGAUCCUGAUGCCGAUAGAAAGUAUCAGUUGAAGAAAGAGGAGAUGGAGCUGCGGGCGGCGAUGCGGUCGCGAGCGUCAACGCGACGCGCUCGGCGCGGUGGAGGCGGAGGCGGCGCAGGGGGUGGCGGCGCGCGGGCAGCGGCGCGCGACGACUCCGAGGACGAGGGCGGCGUCUCCCUCGCCGCCAUCAAGAACAAGUACAAGGCCGGACAGAAAGCUACUGCUGGAGCGGCGAUAUAUUCGUCUGAAUCUGACGGCUCAGACGUGGAGACGCGUCGGGCACGAAGGCUGGACCGCGCGAAAGCGCUCAAAGAUUCCGACUCCGAGGGCAGCGAGGGCAAUGCGGGCUCGACGCAGCACAGCCAAAGCGGCAGUGCCUCGGGGAGCGGAAGUGAAUAG
Molecule: messenger RNA, 2208 nt
Organism: Parnassius apollo (apollo)
Lineage: Eukaryota; Metazoa; Arthropoda; Insecta; Lepidoptera; Papilionidae
Source: the annotation of a GenBank genome assembly